AUGGCAGGCGGUGAGCUUACGGGCAACAGCACCGGAGCCCCUCCGCAAGCUGGUGUCCUCGAGGGCGUCAACCCGAUUGUGUAUACGCCUUCCAACCCCAUCACUCUUUUCAUCGUACAGGCCAUCAUUGUCAUCAUCUUCUGUCAAUUACUAGCUUAUCCGCUACGAUGGCUUCACCAACCUCGUGUUAUCGCCGAGGUUCUCGGCGGCAUUCUGUUGGGCCCCACGGUGAUGAUGAGGAUACCCGGGUUUGAGGCCGCAAUCUUCCCGCCUGCGUCUAUGCCAGUCUUCAACAAUGUCGCCAACCUCGGUCUCAUCAUUUUCUUGUUUCUCGUUGCGUUGGAAGUAGACAUCCGUCUCUUCACGCAAAAUUGGAAGGCCGCCCUAAGUGUAGGCAUGGCCGGCAUGAUCUUGCCCUUUGGCCUUGGCUUUGCCAUUGCCUGGGGUCUGUACAAGGAGUUUCACGUCGACGAAGCUAUUGGCUUUGGCGUCUUCGGAUUGUUCAUCGGUACAGCCCUUGCGAUCACUGCCUUCCCCGUCCUCUGCCGCAUUCUCUCCGAGCUGAACCUCCUCCGCUCGGGUGUCGGUGUCACCGUUCUGGCUGCCGGCAUUGGAAAUGACGUGACAGGCUGGGUGCUUCUCGCGCUCUGCGUCGCCUUGACCAACAACAGCAGUGGCUUGGCCGCGCUCUGGGCCUUGCUCUGCUGCAUUGGCUGGACUCUGUUCCUCAUCUUCGCCAUCCGGCCACCCUUCAUUUGGAUCCUCAAGCGGACCGGAAGCUUGCAUAAUGGCCCUACCCAGGGAAUGGUUGCGCUGACCUUGCUCAUGGUUCUGGCCUCCUCUUGGUUUACUGGUGGGUUGGUAUCAUAUCCCAAGGAUCCCAUACAUACGCUAACUGGACCAGGAAUCAUUGGUGUUCAUCCCAUUUUUGGAGCCUUCCUGGUGGGACUGAUCUGUCCCCACGAUGGCGGUUUCGCUAUCAAGCUUACUGAGAAGAUUGAGGAUCUUAUCUCGGUCCUCUUUCUGCCUUUGUACUUUGCCCUGUCUGGGCUGAAGACCAACCUAGGUCUUCUCAACGAUGGUAUCACAUGGGGUUACUGCAUCGGGGUCAUUGCCUGCGCCUUUGCUGGUAAGAUCAUUGGUGGCACCCUCGCAGCUCGCGCCAACAAGCUGCUCUGGCGUGAGAGUUUCACUAUUGGCGCCCUGAUGUCUUGCAAGGGUCUGGUCGAAUUGAUCGUGCUUGCAGGUAUCCUGUCCGAAACCACCUUCAGCAUGUUCGUUGUUAUGGCUUUGGUCACAACCGUAGCCACGACCCCCAUGACAAAGCUGCUGUAUCCCAAGUGGUACCAAACCAAGGUUGAGCGAUGGAGAAAGGGUGAGAUCGACUGGGACGGCAACGAGUUGAACCCCUCUGAGAGCCUGCAGGGCGGUCUCAAAAAGGGCGUCGACUCUCAGAUCCGCCGUCUCAUGGUUCAUCUCCGUCUCGACAGUCUCCCCAGCCUCUUCACCUUCAUCACCAUCCUCAGCCCCGAAAGCGUCACCAAGAAGCAGGUCGAGCCCGAAACCCCUGAUGCCGAGUCCACCGAGGUCAUCAUCAAGAAACGCCCCCUGGAAGUCCACGGUAUGCGCAUUCUCGAGCUCACCGACCGUACCUCAUCCGUCAUGCACCUCACCGAAGGCGAAGACUUUUACUCUCUCCGCGACCCCGUGGUCAACGCCUUCCGCACCUUCUCCCAGCUCCACGACGUCGCCGUCUCGGGCCGCGUCGCCGUCGUCCCCGCCGACUCCUACGCCGAAACCCUCAUGACCCAAGCCCACGAAGUCUCCUCCGACUUCGCCCUGAUCCCAUGGGGCGAAAGCGGCUCCAUGUCCGAAGACCAGUCCUUCCCCGUCACAGCCGACACCAACGAGCGCUUCAAAUCCUUCACCCAUCUCGACUUCAUCAGCCAGACCCUCGAGAAAGCCUCCGCCAUCUGCAACGCAGGCAUCUUCAUCGACAACGGCUUCGGCGGCAUCACCAAGCCCGUCGACCGCCCCGAGCUCCAACGCACCAAAUCCGCCAUCUCCAUCCGCAACCAAGCCGACGUCGCCGUCCUCCCCGUCGCCAACAAGUCCCACCACGUCUUCUUCCCCUUCUUCGGCGGCGCCGACGACCGCGUCGCGCUGCGCAUCGUUCUUCAACUAGCCAAGAACCCCCACGUCUCGGCCACCAUCGUCCGGAUCAACAGCAGCGAAAAAGAAAAACUGUCCUCCACUGCCAAAUCCGCUGCUGCGUCGACCACCACGACGGAAGACAACAGCGAGACCAACAAGACUGCUGUCUCUUCUUCUCCCGUCUCUGGAACUGACGUUGAGGAUGGUGCGCUUUACGCCACGCUCAAGAGCUCUCUCCCGGAAGACCUCGCUACUAGAGUGAAUUUCUCUGAGGCGGAUGUCCCCGCUGGGAAGGAGGAACUCAAGGAGAUUAUCCUGCUUGCUCAACAAGCGGUGGGCAACACGAGGGACAAUGCCGGUGAUGUUGUCGUUUUGGGCCGACGCAAUGCCAAGAAGGGGUUUGCUGAGGUCGGUGGGAGCAGCAGUAGCGCUGCUGGUGGCGGGGUGCCGGACCUGAAGACUACCGUUGGGGAGGUAGCGGAGAGGUUGAUCACCACGGGGAUCAGGGCUAGUUUGUUGGUUAUUCAGGCUGGGGGGCGAGGGCAGGCUUGA
Podospora anserina S mat+ is the source of this 2706-nucleotide messenger RNA. RefSeq lists its product as uncharacterized. Bases 1 to 2706 code for a protein of 901 amino acids. Gene Ontology annotation, cellular component: membrane. Gene Ontology annotation, biological process: proton transmembrane transport. The record is from RefSeq and is a predicted model, not a curated record. NCBI's taxonomy places the organism in Eukaryota, Fungi, Ascomycota, Sordariomycetes, Sordariales, Podosporaceae. The transcript has 5 exons. Gene Ontology annotation, molecular function: antiporter activity.